AUGGUAGACAGUUUAAUAGUUUCUUUGAGACUUCUCAGUUCACUAGCAGUGCUGGGAUUUCAGUUUGUCAUCCCACAGCCUUCAAUUGAACACAGAAAGGUUCCCCAGAGGAUAGAAGAGCAAAGAGAUGCAUCUGAGGAUAGCGGUGCAGGAAUCCCAGGCAUGUGGGGAAGUUGGGGCCCCUGGUCUGCCUGCUCUCGGAGCUGCAGUGGUGGUGUGAUGGAGCAGACACGGCCCUGCCUCUCCCCAGCCUAUUACCGGGAAAGGGGCUACCGAAGGCCAGGGCGGCAGUACCCGGCCUCAGAGAGAACUCUUGCCCAUCAGAAUUCCCGCCACCACGAGGACUCGCUGACUGCUUAUCCCGGCCAUGUCAUUUCUGCCAUCCGUACAUCUGUGCCACUUCACAGGAAUGAAGAGCAGCUUUGGGCUGGCCUUCGGGCCUCUGCUUCUUCUGGAGGCUAUAAUAACAGCCACCUGAGCAGAGGAGCAUUGAGAGGCAGCAGGCAUUCUCAGUCCCAGAGGCAGAACACAAAGCCGGAAAAGAGAAGCAGAAAUAGAAAUCCUAUUGGUCCAGGAAAGUAUGGAUAUGGAAAAGUGCCCUACAUUUUACCUUUACAAACUGACACUGGUCAGCAGCCUCAGAAACCUCGGAGACAGCGACAGUCAUCAAGGAACCACGUAUUUCAUCAGAGUCCAAGUCUCAUGAACACUUACAGCCAGGGAGCUAGUCCUUCACUUCAACAUGGGAAUCUUUAUCAAGAAGAAAGUGGGCCUCAGGCUGGACAUCAAGUGCUAGGACCCUCAGUUUAUCAGUCAUCUUCAUUUCCUGUAUCUCAAAGCCUGUUUCACAGCAGUGACUCAAACCAUCAUGGGUCUGCAUCGCACCAGGCAGUCCAGGGUCAGCCCCAGCCUCAGAGGGCUGCAGCAAUUGUGUGCAUUGGCACCUACAAGCAAUAUAAACUCUGCAACACAAACAUGUGUCCUGAAAGCAGCAGAACUAUUAGAGAGGUGCAGUGUGCAUCAUACAAUAACAAGCCAUUUAUGGGUCGAUUUUAUGAAUGGGAACCUUUUGCAGAAGGUAAGGGAAGACAACGUGGUUUUUUU
This is a messenger RNA of Nestor notabilis (Kea), 1104 nucleotides long. Its product is annotated as thrombospondin type-1 domain-containing protein 4-like. Gene Ontology annotation, cellular component: extracellular matrix. NCBI's taxonomy places the organism in Eukaryota, Metazoa, Chordata, Aves, Psittaciformes, Psittacidae. Gene Ontology annotation, molecular function: metalloendopeptidase activity. The record is from RefSeq and is a predicted model, not a curated record. Gene Ontology annotation, biological process: extracellular matrix organization.